UUAGUGGCAGUUCAAAAAAUAUUAGUCUUCAUCAAACUAGUCAAAUAAACGUGCUUUUUUAUUUUAUUUAGUUUAGUGUGCGAUGGAAAAUCACUAAACGUCAUUAUUUCAACUAUAACGAGUUUUAGUGAACCUAAUUGAUAUUUAAUACGAGCGCUAUCGUUUGAUAUUUUACGAGUAAUUAAUAUAUUUUAAACAAGAGCGUAAAUUAGUUUUUGAUUUAAUUCGAGUUGUGAAGUUGUUUGAGUGAUUGGGUGAUCAAAUAUUUAAGUUGUUUUAUUAAAUGUUAUUAGUAAAUAAUUUUGUGAGCAUCAGUUCAAACAAGAUUAAUCUAAAAAUAUAUUAUUGCUAACAAAAUAUUUUAUUCAAUUAAAUAUUAUUCGCAUAAAAGUCUACCUACGCGUAACGCGAAGCAAUAUUUUUCUAAUUAUAGACCAGACAAACAAUUUAUUGCAUUUGAUUUCGAAGAGCGAUUUCGGAUCCGCGCACGCGCCGACGUCGCUAUCCGGUACUCUUUACUGACGCACGUCAAAAUAAAAACUAUAGAUUUAUCGAUUAACUCUGACUAGAAUAACAAGCUAAAACACGGAGUGUUCAAUGUGAAAAAAAAACUUAAAAAAAUGUGUGAUUGUUAACAAAAAAAAUUGUGUGACAAAAAAGUGGUUUAAAAAUUCACCUGCUAAAAAACUCAAACUUUAAAAAAUAUGGGUUGUGAAUUAGCAAAAUUAGCAGCUUCGGAGCGUCAUCACGAUGCUAUCAUCAACAGCCCCCCACCGGCUGGUGACCCCAGGUCACCCCUGACUCCUAAACAACAGUACUGCAUGCUGGCUUCAUGGAAAGGAAUCUUCAGACAAAUAGAGAAGACUGGCAUUUUAUUAUUUAUCAAAUUAUUCGAAGAAAACAAAGAUUUACUACAUCUAUUUGAGAACUUCGGCGAGCUCCACACGGCUGAAGCUCAGAUGAGUUCCGAGGAGUUAGCAGAGCAUGCUACGAAGGUGAUGCAUACCCUGGAUGAGGGAAUCAAGGGUUUGGGAGACAUUGACGCCUUCUUCGCGUAUAUCAGGCAUGUUGGCGCCACGCACCAUCAGGUGCCUGGGUUUAAGGCUGAGAAUUUUUGGAAAAUCGAGCAGCCAUUUCUUCAAGCGGCUAAAACGACGCUGGGCGACCGGUACACGCCAAACAUCGAAAAUAUUUACAAGAAGACUAUCAAAUUCAUAUUAGAAAACUUGGUUAAAGGGUAUGAAGAAUCAGGGGUAGAAAAUGGCAAAGGACAAUCUUGACAGAAGAGACUUAAAAAUAUAGAUUUUUUUAUCAAUAUACACUUACCCGAACAAAAACAUGGAAUCGCCCCCUUGCGCUAUACAAAUACAACGAUUGCCAAUGAUACAAUAUUUACAGUUAAAUGUACCAUUACCCUUAAUUAAGAGAUAAAAGUAUAGGCUUUCAAACAAGACCAUAAACAUUUAACUGUAAAUAUUGUAUCAUUGGCAAUCUUUGUAUUUGUAUAGCGCAAGGAGGUGGUUCCAUUUUUUUGCUCGUGAGUGUAUAAACUGUUAGUCAGCGUUUUACCUAUAGUACAUGAUAUGAGGUAAUUCACGUAGUAGUGAAAAGAUUACACCACAUUUAAAUUGAAUUAAGUAGAUAUAAGUAUUGAGUAUGAUUAUUUUUGGAUAUCUGGGGAUUUAUUAGUAAAAUUGUAAUUACCUUUUUAAUAAGUAAUUAGAAUAGAGUACUGUAGUAAUAGAUUUAUAUGCUGGUAAGAUACCUAAUCAUAUAUUAUAACUGUAGGUAAUAAAAUUAUAGUUACCUUUGAUAUUUGUGUGUUAGAGUUAAAACGGUAUCGACUUCUACAUAAAUAAUUUCUUCUUGAAUAUUCGAAUACUUUUUUCCGAUUCAUUACAUUUCUACCUCAUUUCUUCACAAAUCAGAUCUUCACUAAGAUACUUAACUAAGUUUAAACGACUUUUUCUAUCCAGAAAUCUCAUAUUUCAGUGAACAUGGGAAAAGAAUAUAUUCACUUUCAUAAACAGUGAAGUUAGGAUCUCUGCCAAGACCUUAGUCCAAGUUUUGCCAAGUUUUAGCUCUAACUUACAGACGCCGUAAGUAUUAUUUAAGUUUUUUCUUGGUCCAAAAAUGGUAUGUUUAUUUUUGCAGCUUUUUAUUCUAUUAAACUAGAUUAUUUGAAAAAAUAUCUUUAUUGUAUCCUAUUUAAAUAAAUAGGUUAAGUUGCUUUUUAAUAGUUUUAAAAUAAGUUGACUACCUAUAUCCUUAUUUACAUAUUGUCACAAGCUGCCAACCUAAGAAGAUGUCCACUACCUUUAAUCAGUCAUUUAAAUCCUAGAUAAUCUUUUCUAUAAUUGCAAAGUACCUAAAGCAUUUUGCAUAUAGCUACUUAAAAGCGACAACAAACAAAAACCCACAAAAUUAAAUUAAAAUAUUAUUUGCAAACUCAGAAGAUUUUCACUGAAAUUCUUUCAUCAUAUUUUCAGUCGUUGAAUGUAGAGUGACUGAUUUAUUCACCGCGAACAUUCAAUAUGAAUUUGUGAUUUCUUUCCUGGACGGCCAUUAUGGAUUCAGAGGUCACGAGUUCCACGUCCAAAUUGUUUUGGCGAAUCUCUUCACUGAUUUUCGGACGGAAAUUUUUGAAUUUGGAAUGUGGAAUUAUAAAAAAAUGUGUUGUUUGUUUAUGAUUAUUUCAAUGGAUUUAGUUUGUGGUUGUGUAUUUAAAUAACUUAUGUAUAUGUUACCAAUAUAAAAAAGAGGAUCGUUUUUGUUUGUUCACUGAACCGAUUUGAAAAGAACUUCGGGACGUUAGGUAAAACCGCGGAAAACAGCUAGUCGUUAUUUUUUUUUAAUGGGUUUACUUUGUCAGACUAUUAGUAUUGUGUUCAUGGAGAUUUGUUUGUAUGAAAAAUCGAACAAAAUCAAAAUCCUAUCCAUUUAUUUAAAUAGUCAACGUACACAUACAUUGCAAGUACAUUAUAAAUAAGAAUACCUAAUGUGUUUUUCUCAACUUAAUUUAGAACCUAACUAAGUUAGAUAAGUCAGUUAUAAGUACAUGGUAAUUAUGUGUAUUUGUAUAUGCUUCAAUAUACUAACAAAUAAUUGACAUAUACAAUUAACUUUUUUAGCUUAAGUGCUUAAUUGAAACAUCCCACUGGAGUCCGGUUGUUUUUAUCCAAUGUGUAUCAGUUAUUUUAAGCCCUUGCAUUUUUUUCUUUCUGGUUUUUUCGUAAAAUAAUGUUUUAUGUUAUCUACAUGUGUUAAUUAUUUGCAAGUUUAAAAAAAACUUAAAUACAAUUUGGAAUAAUAAUUUAUAUUUUACUUAUAAUUGUUUUAUAUUUAAUAAUGGUAAAUAUGGUUUAAUUUUUAAGUAGAUAUAUUAGAUUUUUGGAUGAAUUUGAAUAUUCUGGUCAAUAUGUUUAU
Molecule: messenger RNA, 3426 nt
Organism: Helicoverpa armigera (cotton bollworm)
Lineage: Eukaryota; Metazoa; Arthropoda; Insecta; Lepidoptera; Noctuidae
Product: neuroglobin
Exons: 3
Coding region: 705-1280 (191 amino acids)
Biological process (GO): response to hypoxia; oxygen transport
Molecular function (GO): heme binding; oxygen binding; oxygen carrier activity
Source: RefSeq, a predicted model, not a curated record